AUGCCUCAUAUUCCCAGCGGACGAGAGCUUGAGCCAAUGCUUGUCCUGGCCAACAAUAUUAGAGAUAACGUCUUGGUCUUGAAUGCCUUCAUUUCUUCUAACUGCCAUCCUAGUCCUACCUUCUCUGCUGAUUCAGUGCCCAACAAAACCAUUAUUCCACCCACCAGCCCUGAAGAGAUCCAGGAUGCACGAGCUGCCCUCAUAAGUUCCGCAAGAACUUUGCUUGACCUUAUCUUGGGCCCAGUUGGAAUCCUGGAAGACAUUAAUAUAAUCUCAUUUGAGGAGCUUUCUUCUCGAUGCGGUCUUAACAUUAUCGAUUUGAAGCGAGUGCUUCGACUUGUCAUGACCAGGCAUGUUUUUGCAGAGCCGAAGUCUGGCUUCGUGGCACAUACUGCGACUACGAGAUUGUUGCAUGAAGACGAUAGAAUCCGUGCAUUUUCGGGUAUCAUAGCUGACGAACUAUUUCCAGCAUCUUCAAAGGGGUUCUCUCUCGCAAACAAUACAGAACUAGGUCUCUAUGAAGAGCUUCAAGCCCAUCCUGCUCGCGAAAAACGCUGGAAUCUGGCCAUGAGCGCGAUGGCCGCCAGAAUCGAUUUUGACUUUAUUCUAAACAAUUCUCACCUAUCAUCGUUGGCUCCCGGAUCAUUAUUCGUCGACUUCGGCGGUGGUAAUGGCACAAUCAGUAUCGGCCUCGCCAAACGCCUUCCUCAUCUCCGCUUCUUGGUGCAAGAUGCCGCGCCCCAUGCCCAUGCUCAAUCAUACACGGCAAAUGGAAUUCCAGUAAAAUCAACGGGAGAUAAUCAACAGGUGAUGUGGCAGACAUACGACUUCUUCACCUCGCAGAAAGUCAUCGGUGACGUUUACUAUUUCCGAAACAUCUUCCACAACUGGUCUGACUCCCAGUGUGUUCACAUUUUACGACAGCAUGUUCCUAUUCUUCGCCCAAAGACUAAGCUCAUAAUUGAUGAUUUUGCAUUGCAUGAGCCAUUGACCGUUUCCCAAUUUGAGGAGCGAAAGGCAAGAUCUAUGGAUAUCACGAUGCUUGCUUACUUUGGUUCUCAUAAGCGUACUAUUGAGCAGUGGUGGUCUAUCCUUGUCGAGGCUGACCCGCUAUUUACAUUGGAGAAGGUCACUCAGGACCCAAAACAGCCCAACACCAUUCUGCAAGUGAUGUUUGGAUAA
This is a messenger RNA of Penicillium malachiteum, 1182 nucleotides long. RefSeq names its product S-adenosyl-L-methionine-dependent methyltransferase. Gene Ontology annotation, molecular function: O-methyltransferase activity. Lineage: Eukaryota; Fungi; Ascomycota; Eurotiomycetes; Eurotiales; Aspergillaceae. The transcript is spliced from 4 exons. The coding region runs from base 1 to 1182 and encodes 393 amino acids. The record is from RefSeq and is a predicted model, not a curated record.